This is a messenger RNA of Peromyscus maniculatus bairdii (prairie deer mouse), 6622 nucleotides long. The record is from RefSeq and is a predicted model, not a curated record. NCBI's taxonomy places the organism in Eukaryota, Metazoa, Chordata, Mammalia, Rodentia, Cricetidae.
AAAAGGUUGAGUUAAAUGUCUUCCUUUUUCUACUGUAUCUCUUUGUUUCAUUGUCUGUUUCAAAUGUCUAUAGCUAGUUCUGUUAUUAUUAUUGCUACCUGUGUAUGGGUGGUUGUUCUGCAUGUAUGUCUGUGCACCACACAUGUGCAGUGUCCAAAGUGGAUAAAAGAGAGCAUGGGACACCUGGAACUAGAGUUCCAGACAGUUCUUUGAGCUGCCAUUUGGUUGCUGCUCUAGAAUCCAGUCCUCUGGAAGAACAGCCAGUGCUCCUGACCACCAGUCCUCAGUCCAUCCCCUCUAGCUAGUGUAAAAAUCUACCUUAUAUGUGACUGGGGAGAAUGUGUAUAAAGAAAGACAUGGAAGAAAGAAGCUUUUGCUCCUUGUCUGCUUGCCCUCGCCUUACUAGCAAAUCUAUUCCUUACUGUCAUAGAUGUAGGCAUAGAGCCUACAUCCUUGUGAUUCUAGCAUAUACUGAAGACCAGCAGAGACAUCCAGUCUUUGUUGAUUCUAAGGUUUUUUUGCUCAUAGUCAGCCAUUGUUGGAUUAACUGGAUUGCAGCCUAUAAGUCUUCUAAUAAAUCCCAUGUCUCUUUAUAUGUAGAGCGAUUCAUUCUGUAAGUUCUGCUCUCUAGAGAACCCUGAUUCAUACAAUACACCCUUCCUGUGUCCUCUGGUCUGCUUGCUAGGAUUAGUGAAGCUAUUGAAUUAUGUCUGUUUCCUUCAUCAAAGUUGAGAAUUUCUCACCUAUUGCUUCAUAGUGUAGAUGUCACAGCUACAAGCUGGUUUUCUUUUUAUUGUCGUAAUUUUGUUGGUGAUAGUAUUAAUAUCCUAAUUUAGUUGUCAUAAUGCUUAACUCAUUGAGUAUCAUUUGAAUUCUUGGUGUAAUUGAUAAAUAUCCAUGGUUGUUUCUGAGAGAAUUUGGUAUUUUAUUUACCUAUAUUCUCCACACACUCUCUCAACUAUUGUUUAAAAUUGAUCAUUUAAGAAAUUUGGCCGCUGUCUGUUAUUUCAAUAUGAUGGAAAAGAGUAGAGCAAUUCGCCUGAAUCAUGAGGGAUGUACAUAGCAUCGGUCUGUUCCAUGACCAGAUAUGAUCAGAUGAAAUGAAGUUGGUUUUAAGCUUCAUCUAAUCUCCCAUUGUCACUCUAUAAUAUUGAGCAUUUGCUAGGUAAGAAACCAUCCAAAUGUGCAUUGCCUAUCAAGAAAACUAUUUGAGAUGCUAUAAAUACGAUUGAUGUGAUACAUAUGUAUAUCUACAUAUAAUGAUGCCGUGGUUAUGGAAACAUUGUUUAAUAAUAGCAUGCAAAUAUUCAGAAUGACUCCUGACACAUGGAUGAACAUAAGACAUAUGUGUGUGUAAAUAUGUCUGUCUAUUUAUCUAUCUACCUAUCAUCUAUCUAAUCUAACUAUAGAAAGAAUUAUAUACAUACACACACAUAUGUAAAAUUAACCUCCUAGGCAUUUAUUUCAAUUUCACUUUCUCAAUUAUCAUUCAUUCUCCCUUAGCUAUCUAUCAUUCAUUGUGUACUUCUGACCUUUCCAGCUUGUACUCCAUAAAAUCUCCUUGUUAUUCUUCUGUACUCCUGGAAUCUCUUUCAGACAGGGUUUGCUUAUUUCUAAAUUAUUAAGCAUUUAAUCAUGUUUUCCAAUAGUGCUUUUAGCAUUUCGAUUUUUCUAGGAAGGGCCUUGGUCCUUGAUCUAGUUUGUAUUGAUUUGUGUGUAGGGUGAGAGAUCUGGAUCUAAUGUCACUUGUCUGCACUUGGAUAAUCAAUCGUUUCCCCAGCACAGAGUGUUCAAAGGGCUCUCUAUUUCCUGGGUUUGUUGUUGACAUAUGUAGCUUAUAUCAUCUCUCUGGUAUAUGUUCAUUUCUAUGUUCCCUGUUCUAAUCAAUUUUCUGCAUGGUUCUUUGUGUGCAAUCAUGCUGUCUUUGCCUUGUGCCUCUGAGUUAUGAUGUGUGACCAGAUCCUGUGAUACCCCCAGGAAUACCCUUUCUUAGGAUUAAUUUUGAUACAUGUGACUUUUCUGUGUCCAUGUGACUGUUUCCUUAUCUGCUUUUGUGAAAAAUAUCAGUAUUUGGCUGAUGGAGAUUGCUUCAAUUCCACUGGUUGCUGUUAGUAAUAUUUUCACCAUGGCUUUUAGAGAGUUUGGAUAGGUCCAUUUCCUUGUGUACUCUUAUUUUUCAUUUUUUCCCCCCUGAGUACCUUAGGGAUUUUUUCAUAAAAGCAAAGUCAUCAUUACUUAGUCUUAUUCCUAGACCUUUUUGAUGCAACCUAAAUGGGUUUAAUUUCUAACUUACUUCUCAAAUCGUCAUUAUUGACAUAUAGGAAAACUAGUCAUUUUGCGUGUUACUUUUGUAUUUUUUCAAAAAUAGUUAACACACUUAUCAAGUCGGAGGUUUCCCCCUGGAGUAUGUGAAGACUUUUUUGUGUGAUUGUAUGUAAUCAUUAAAAAGGAAUUUGGUGCCUUUCUCUCCUACUUGUUUCUCCUUUCUCUCCUUGUCUUAUUCACACGUCUCUGGCCCACUCUUAUGGCUCUGGAUUAAGUGAGACUGGAGAGCACAUGCAUUAUUCUUUCUUGACCGUUUUCCUGCUCAUGCCUGUCAGUUUUCUCUGCAGUGUACUGUUGACCUAGGUGUAACAUACAUGCCCUUUACAUGUUGAGCCGGGUUACAUUUUUUUCCUAGUAUCUUUAGGAGUUUAUCACAAAAUCUUUGAACUGUGUCUUUUGACAUUUCCAUUUCUAUUGAGAUUUUCAUAUCACAGGGCUUUUAUUUGUUAUGUUUUUUUUUUUUUAAAUAUUGUAGUUGGUAAAGUCACUAUUAGUAUUUUUCUGUCUUCUAGUAAGAAAUAGUGUUUUGCUGGUUUUAUCUGUUGGCCAUGGUCUGUUAUUACUCAGCUCUUUUCUAUUUAUCUAUUUCUUAUGUAAAGUGUCUGAUUUCCUGUGUCCUUGUGGAUAACUUCUCUUGAUUUUUCUAAGUAUAAUUUGCCUCCAAUUAUGAUCUUCAGUGCUGCCUGAGUGGAUGACAUGUGUUAUUUCACAACUUUCUUCAAAUACACUUCUCUAUGGAUUUUAAGAGCCAGUGUUUCUGAGUGCAGUGACAUGGUUCACAGUUACUCUCUCUCAGCACUCCAAAUAAGAAUUCCAGUCUUUGUUCCUGAGACAGAAAUUCAGAGAAGAGCAACAAGGAGAAUGGCCGCUUCUCCGAUAAAUGUGCCCCAGGAUCCAUUGACAUUCAGGGAUGUGACUGUGGACCUGUCCCAGGAGGAGUGGGAAUGUUUAGACUGUGCUCAGAGAACUUUGUACAUGGAUGUGAUGUUGGAGAAUUAUAGCAAUCUAGUCUUUGUAGAGAACCAUCAUAUAUGUGGAAAAUAUAAGAAAUUCUUGGAUCAAGGCUCAAAGUAUAUUAUCCAUCAGCAUUUGAAUAUCCAAGAGAAGUCUUAUAAAUGUAGUGAGCUUGGCAAAAUAAUUCAUGAACCCUCCCAAUAUUCAACUUAUGACACAAGUGAUACUGCAGAAGACUACAUUAAGUACAGAUGUGGUAACCACAAGGGUGCUUCUAUUGAGUCAUCAGUCAUAAAGAGGCAUAAAAAUGGGGACUCUGGAGAAGAACCUUGCAAAUUUAAAGACUGUGUGAAUUGUUUAAAUUUGUUUCCCAUCAGUCAAAAUCAAAGAAACCACUCGAACUCCAGUAUACACCAGCAAAACCAUUCUGGAGAGAAACCUCACAAAUGUAAAGCCUGUGACAAGUGCUUUUAUCAGUUGUAUCAGGUUAAAUACCAUUACAAAACUCAUACUGGAGAGAGACCUUACAAAUGCAGUGAAUGUCACAAACGCUUUAGUCAGCUGACACACCUAAGAAGCCACCAGACAAUUCAUACAGGGGAGAAACAUUACAAAUGUAAUGAAUGUGGCAAAAGAUUUAGCCGACUGACAUAUCUAAGAACCCAUCAGCGAAUUCAUACUGGAGAGAAACCUUACAAAUGUAGUGAAUGUGACAAAUGCUUCAUCCAGAAAGCCCAACUUACAAUACAUCAAAGAAUUCAUACAGGAGAGAAACCUUACAAAUGCAGUGAAUGUGAGAAAUCCUUUACAUGUUGCUCAGGUCUUAGAAAACAUCAGCGAAUUCAUACCGGAGAGAAACCUUACAAAUGUAGUGAAUGUAAGAAAUCCUUUACCAGUGGCUCAGAUCUUAGAAGACAUCAGAAGAUUCAUACUGGAGAGAAACCUUACAAAUGCAGUGAAUGUGACAAAUGCUUUAUUCAGAAAGUCCAACUUAGAAUACAUCAGAGAAUUCACACAGGAGAGGAACCUUACAAAUGCAGGGAAUGUGUCAAAGUCUUUACCCACCUCUCAGGUCUAAGAAAACAUCAGAAAAUUCAUAGUAGGGAAGGAAAGUUUCCAUUAGUAAAUAAUGUGGCACAUGCUUUAUCCAAGUUCUGUUGGGAGGGUCCAGGAGGAGCCGCUCCGAGGUGUUUAGGGAAGUUAGAGGAAAUUCCGCCAUUCCCUGUUGGACUUGGGAACCACGUGGUGCAGACCUGGGUGUGGACGACACGGCGGGGGGUCGCGGGGGACACGAAAUCUCCCCGGAGCCGCAGUCGCCGCCCCGGGCGGCCUGGGAAAGUCACCAGUCAGCAGCGCAGUGGCGGGAACCGCAGCCCGGCGGCCCUGGAACCUCCCAGGUUAACAUUCUGUGGCAAAGCUGUCAGUUUCUCUUUGGAGCUUCCAGCAGGAGAGUCCUGCUGCAGCCCAGAUGCUAGGAGCCAAAUGCAAAUAACCAAUGGACAGAAUUAUGGCUGUGUAAUCAUGGCGACCUGUGUAAAUCACAAGGGGAAAAUUCCAGUUUUUGGUCCAGGGACAGGAACUCAGAGAAGACCAACAAGAACAAUGAAUGCUUCUCUGGUAAAUGCUCCCGAGAGUCUGUUAUCAUUCAGGGAAGUGGCUGUGGACCUCUCACAGGAGGAAUGGGAAUGUCUAGAUUGUGCUCAAAAGGCAUUGUACAUGGAUGUAAUGUUGGAGAAUUACAACAAUCUCGUCUUUCUAGGUAAAAAUCAAAGAAUCCACACAGGAAAGAAAGAACACAAAAAUACAAAGCUUGAUAAAUCUUUUGAUUCUGAACAUGGACUCACACUGAAACGUACCAAUAGUGAAAAGAAACCACACGAAAGCGGGAAAUGUGGAAACUGCUUCAAGACAGACUCAAGCCUUAGUAAACAUCAGAGAGCUCAUAGUAGACAGAAACCUUAUAAAUGUACUAAAUGUAGUAAAUCCUUUACACAUUUGUCACAAUUCAAAGUACAUUGCAAUUUCCAUUGUGGAGAAAAACCCAACGAAUGUACAGACUGUCCUAAGUGUUUUUACAAGACAUCAGAAUUUAAAAGACAUUGCAGAAUACUUUCUGGAGAGAAUACUUACAAAUAUAGUGAAUGUGGCAAAUCCUUUCGUCAGCAAAACCAUCUUAGAACUCAUCAGAGAAUUCAUACAGGAGAGAAACCUUACAAGUGCAAUGAGUGUGACAAAUCCUUUACCAGGGUAUUCAGUCUUAAAAUUCAUCAGAGACGACAUAGAGGAGAAAAUCCUUACAAAUGUAGUGACUGUGACAAAUCCUUUGCUCGGAAUGGCCAUCUUAGAGCUCAUCAGAGAACUCAUACAUUAGAGACACCUUACAAAUGCAGUGAAUGUGAUAAAUCCUUUACGCAAAGAGACCGUCUUACAGCUCACCAGAGAACGCAUACAGGAGAGAAGCCUUACAAAUGUAUUGAAUGUGACAAAUCCUUUACCAGUGCCUCACAACUUAGACUUCAUCAGAGAAUUCAUACGGGAGAGAGACCUUAUAAAUGUAGUGAAUGUGACAAAUCCUUUUUCCAUAAACACAACCUCAGAUCUCACCAGAGAUUUCAUACAGGAGAGAAACCUUACAAAUGUGGUGAAUGUGACAAAUCCUUUCCCCGGAAAGACCAUCUUAAAAGUCACCAGAAAAUUCAUACAAGAGAGAAAUCUUAGAAAUUUAGUCAGUUUGACAAAUCUAGCAAGAAAGGCCAUAUUAGACCUCAGUAGAGAACUCAUACAGUUGAGAAACCUUGCCAAUGUAGGGAAUGUGACAGAUCUUUUAUCAGUUGCUCAGAUCAUAGAAAACAUUAGAGAUUCUAUACAGGAGAGAAACCCUUCAUGUGUACUACAUGUCAAAAAUUCUUUAUCAGUUCCCCCAUGUCUUAGAAGACAUUAGAUUAUUCAUGCACAAGAAACCUUAUCAAUAUAUAAAAUGUAAGAAACAGUGUCAGUUACUAGGCCCUCAAGCUGAAUCCAGGUGGGCCCAUGAAGAAGUACGUUAUGUGCUUGCCUUGGUAACUUGUUUGAGCCAAUUUCCUCGACCAUAGGGCCUGCCCCACUACAUAUCUACCCUUUUUUUUAUUACAUGUGUGCUCAGCAGCAGAGUUCUAUGCCCUGGCUGUCUUUACCUUGCCUUGGAUGCUCAGCAGUUAGAUUCUGCCUGUCUUAGAUUGGCUUGCCAAACAAGCACUUACCUGUCUUUGACUAUCAACCUUCAAAGAGUGUUCAUCCCUGGGGAGUCUCCCCAAGUGGGGAGGAUCAGUCAGCAGCCUUAUCAAUUUCAGAAAGCUAGGCAUGC